Messenger RNA from Cutaneotrichosporon oleaginosum, 1123 nucleotides. RefSeq lists its product as uncharacterized. Gene Ontology annotation, biological process: mitotic spindle organization. NCBI's taxonomy places the organism in Eukaryota, Fungi, Basidiomycota, Tremellomycetes, Trichosporonales, Trichosporonaceae. The record is from RefSeq and is a predicted model, not a curated record. Gene Ontology annotation, cellular component: dynactin complex; cytoplasm.
AUGUCGGGAAAGUACUCCGGCCUCCCCGACAUCGAUUCUGCACCGGACAUCUACGAAACGGUAGACGAGCCAGUCGUCGGCGCGCACCGCGAUGAUGAUGAGGACCCCAAGAAGAUCGUGAGCCGGAGCGAGGACAUCGAUGUGGGCGACCUUCCAUCUCGCCGCCGCGCGCUCAAGGUGUUCACCGAACCGAGUGAUCACUCUGAUCCUCCACGAGAGACGCAGCUGUCACGCCUGCGGCGCCUGCAGGCCGAGGUCGCGCAACUGGAGCGCGAGCUUCAGACUUCUCCCGCUCCUGUUACUAUUCGCUCCGACUCAGCGAAGCGCAAGUCCGUCCUGCCGCCGCGUCAGGCGGUCGAUGUGGUCUCCGAGCUUUCAGCAUUGCGCGAGCGGCUGAACGCUGCCAGCGAAGGCGCGACGAUCUCCGAGCGGAAGGACUUUGCGGGUCGCCUAGCGCGCUUGGAGGCUGCGCCUGAGCGGAAGGAGGGCGUUUCUUCCCCAUCGCCUGUCAAUUUACGUGUCGGUGAUGUCGACAAGCGGCUUGCGGUGCUUGAGCGCGCCGUUGGCGUUGCAGACACAGAGGCGGACAGUAGCCAGGUCUCGCUCUCGGACACACUUGCCCGCUUGGACCACUUCAUGAACCUCCUUACUCAACCUCGUCAUCUCGAUUCGGUUGCGCGACGCGUGAAACUUCUACUGGCCGAUCUCGACCGGGCUGCCGCGUCCCGGCGGCCAGGAGCACCUGCUUCCGCACCUGGCGCAGCCACGCUUUCUCCUUCUGACCUUGAGCGCUUGCAGUCAAUUUUCAGCCUCCUUCCCCGUCUGGACCCUCUGCUUCCCAUCAUCCCUCCGCUCCUCACCCGCCUUCGCAGCUUGUCUACGCUCCAUGCCGAGAGCAUUGCCAUCGCCGACGAUCUGCGAGAGUUGCAGUCAUCGGACAGGGCUAUGGCCGAGGAGGAGCGUGAGCUGCGUGCUGUCGUUGCGGGUGUGCAGCAAGGCAUGGUUGACGCGAGCGUGUCGAUCAGCAAGAACUGGGAAAGCGUGCAGGCGCGCUUGACCGCGCUCGACGACAAGCUCACUAGACUAAAUUUGUAGAUUUUGUAUAAUGCAUGUGUUAUAGCUU